This is a messenger RNA of Racocetra persica, 142 nucleotides long. Lineage: Eukaryota; Fungi; Glomeromycota; Glomeromycetes; Diversisporales; Gigasporaceae. The record is from the annotation of a GenBank genome assembly.
AUGGAAGAUACCACACUGUCGUCUCUAUGUAACUCUUUAGGUGCUCUUAUAAUGGCUUUAAUUAUCGCUUAUCAUUUCGUUGUUGUCAAUGAUAAAGAUUCUUCUAAAAGGGAGACUUUAACUUCUGAUCCACCUUCUAAAG